GGAGAGACUGUGACAAAGUCAAAUGUGUCCGAGUGACAGAGAGGAAAUCAGCUUUAGCCUCUUUAAGAGAGGACAAACACUGAAAAGUCAUUAGAAUUAUUAAAUGAUUCUGAUAAAUGUGCAGUUAUUAAAAAAAAGAAGAAGUUAGAAUUGAUUAAUGAGGAAGGAGGUUAUUAAGUUAUAAAGCAGGAAGACGGAGAGGUGAUGGAGGAGAUGUCCUCCUAAAGACACCAACAACAUGGUUUUUAUGGAAUCUGGAUAAUAUUUUUUUUCCUACCAUGCAGAAGAGAUCGAUACGUCGCAAGUUGCCCGUCUUCAUCUUCACCUUCUUCAUCAUCCUCUAUGUGGAUUUCCAAUUACGCACCAGCAGCGUUCAGCACCAUCCGUCCAUCCAGGAGGCUCCAUCUCCGGCCAGGGGAGACAAGCAGAACCGGCCCACCGACACCAUCAGCACCAGCAGCACCAGCAGCAGGGCCACAGGUGUCCCACAGCCUCCACUGAAGCUGGAGGACAUCUACGUCGCCGUGAAGACCACCGGGAGGUUCCACAGGACGCGCCUUGAGCUCCUGUUGGAGACCUGGAUCUCCAGAACCAAAGCGCAUACGUUCAUUUUCACAGACACGGAGGAUGAGGACCUACAGUCACACGGUUACAACAUGGUGGUUACUGACUGCCAGUCCGAUCACAGCCAGCAGGCUCUGUCCUGCAAGAUGGCUGCCGAGUACGACGGCUUCAUGGCCUCAGACAAGAGGUGGUUUUGUCACGUGGACGACGAUAACUACGUGAACCCGGAGGCCCUCCUCUCCCUCCUCUCUGCCUUCCCCCAGGACGGCGACAUCUACGUGGGAAAACCGAGCCUGGACAAGCCCAUCACUGGUCACGAACUGCUGGAGGGCAAUGCAACGAGGGAGGUGCGGUUCUGGUUCGCCACCGGAGGAGCAGGAUUCUGUCUGAGUCGACGGCUCGCAGAGAAGAUGGCUCCAUGGGCCAGCGGGCCCCGGUUUGAGCAGACGUCGGCGAAGAUCCGUCUCCCUGACGACUGCACGGUGGGCUUCAUCGUGGAGAAGCGGCUGGGCGUCUCCAUGGUCCACUGUCCUCUGUUCCACUCACACCUGGAGAACCUGCUGCUCGUCAGCCACAGAAGCAUCCCACACCAGGUGACUCUGAGUUAUGGGAUGUUUGAGAACAAGAUGAACAGCAUCGAGGUGAAAGGAAGCUUCUCUAAGGAGGACGACCCCUCCAGGUUUAAGACCGUCCACUGCAUCCUGUAUCCUUUCACCAGCUGGUGUCCUUGAACUCAUCAUAGAAGGACUCCCAUGAACACUUGGGACAAGAGUGGUAACCCUGCUGGAUGGAGUAUCAUUCCUGUGUAUUGUCUAAAUCCGGAAAAAACCCCGAUGGAUUUAAUUUCAUGGAACAUUUUGAGAUGCAGACAGCAGAAGAAGUGGAGAACCGGAAAGACAGCAGAGGACUGUUUCUCUCUCUAGCUGCUUACAGGAGAGAACAGAUGGGAACUCACGGACCCAGAAAAUAGAACCAGAUCUUGACGAUGAACUGAAAAGGUUUUUUUUUUCCCUCACCUGUCAGUUACAAACAGACGAUAACGGAGAAAAUGGGAACUUUUUUGCAUCUUUACUACUGAAUGUUUGGAGGAUUGUACCUGUGGGAGGGAGGCACUUAAGACAAUGUAGCACUAGUGAUUUUCACUGGAAUUACAUCAAGUUGAUUUGUUGACAAAAUUGUACAUAUUUUGUAAAAUUAACACAAAUUUCUAUGGACAUUGCAUUGAUUAAAUUUUGAUAUAUAUAUAUAUAUAUUUUCUUUUUCCACUUUUCCUUUAUGCCAAAAUUGUUAAGAUUCUCUAUACGACAUUUAUUACAUUAUUUUACGAUGAAAAACCACAAAUCUGUUGACGUAUGAUCCCAUUCAUUUCUAUGGAGAGCAAGAGAGCCAGUCCCGGGUUUCAUGAUGGAUACGACACGGUGAGUUGACUGAACAUUUUCCAUUUUUACAUCCCUGAAUUUGCAUAAUCAGUUGAAGCCCAACUUCAACUUUAUGCAAAUGAGGUCCAUAUAUCACAAUGCACCAGGUUGGCAAACUCAGAUCAGUCAAACUAAGGACAGCUGAUAAAAAGUGAAUCGAUAUUAUGUUACUUUAUUGCUUAUUUUUCACCUCAAAUGCAUCCAGAAACACAUCUAAAUGAACCGUUCAGCUGUAAAGGUAGAAAGUUUGUUACCCGGUUGCCAUGGCAAAAUCAGUCGAGACAAAAAACAAGCAUGGGCCGGUGAGAACACACACAGUGGAUCGCGAAACUCAGAUUAAAAAGCAGUCAAACUAGGCGGCGCUGAUCGCAAAUCAAUCAUGAUUCUGUUACUGCAUUACCCAUUCCUCACCUCAGAUGUUUUCAGAAACACAUUUAGAACUGAUCAGCUGUGAAAUGAGAACGUUUGAGACCCGGUUCGCCAUGUUGAAAAUAGUCGAGCGAGAACUAUUUCCAUCUCUGUCAGCACUGUUACCGUUGUUUGCACUGUUAGCUGCGAGCUGCCCGGCUCGGCAGUCACCAUGUUGAGAGCCAUAUGGAGUCAAUAAAUAUGCUGUGACUUUUUGUAAACUGAUGGAUUAAAC
Messenger RNA from Anoplopoma fimbria (sablefish), 2625 nucleotides. RefSeq names its product MFNG O-fucosylpeptide 3-beta-N-acetylglucosaminyltransferase (gene mfng). The transcript is spliced from 8 exons. The record is from RefSeq and is a predicted model, not a curated record. Gene Ontology annotation, molecular function: O-fucosylpeptide 3-beta-N-acetylglucosaminyltransferase activity. Gene Ontology annotation, biological process: regulation of Notch signaling pathway; pattern specification process. Gene Ontology annotation, cellular component: Golgi membrane. Bases 279 to 1295 code for a protein of 338 amino acids. Lineage: Eukaryota; Metazoa; Chordata; Actinopteri; Perciformes; Anoplopomatidae.